AUGAGUGUCGAUACUAGUUCAGUUAAUGGUAUCAGUCAGCCUCAGUCACGGCCGCAGUCGCGACCCGAACCGCGGCCUUGUUGCCAGGCUCGAACACUUUUGCCAGCAAUGUUUGACCCCGUUGCAAACGACUCACAGACGGGGUGGACCCCGAGGGACAUGCCUGGAGCCCACGGCUCGCCUAUAGUAGAAGUAUCCAUGGAUGACUAUGAUCCUUUAGCCAACUUGACUGGGGCUGGCGACGAUUCCUGCUUGUUUGGGGCGGUUCCCAUGAUGGGGGCUCUGGACUCUCCUCAUACAAUCCCAGCAUCCCUAUCACACACCCCACCUCAGCCAUUGCCUCAGCCAGUCAUUCACGAGAAUGAAUGCAUCACAUCUUCUGACUUAGCUACUCUGCAUAAUAAUUACUUUGACACGAUUUACCCCGCUCUCCCCUGGCUGAAUAAGGACCGUUUCGUCGCCAACCUCUCGGCAAACCCUGAUUCUCUCCCGCUGCUCUCGUUGAGCUACUGCGACUGGUAA
Molecule: messenger RNA, 522 nt
Organism: Neoarthrinium moseri
Lineage: Eukaryota; Fungi; Ascomycota; Sordariomycetes; Amphisphaeriales; Apiosporaceae
Exons: 1
Coding region: 1-522 (173 amino acids)
Source: RefSeq, a predicted model, not a curated record